This is a messenger RNA of Salvelinus sp. IW2-2015, 1869 nucleotides long. RefSeq names its product tribbles homolog 2. Gene Ontology annotation, molecular function: protein kinase activity; mitogen-activated protein kinase kinase binding; ATP binding. The record is from RefSeq and is a predicted model, not a curated record. NCBI's taxonomy places the organism in Eukaryota, Metazoa, Chordata, Actinopteri, Salmoniformes, Salmonidae. Gene Ontology annotation, cellular component: nucleus. Gene Ontology annotation, biological process: positive regulation of proteasomal ubiquitin-dependent protein catabolic process; protein phosphorylation; regulation of MAP kinase activity.
GUAACAGAAAGGAUAUUUGAAGCCACUGCGCUCUCGGGUCUAUUCUCAAUCAGACGGGCAGUCGGUGGGGGCACGUCUGAUUAGAAAUCUACUUUUUAGGGACUCAAUUGACACAUUAAAGGAUUACUUCGCAAGUGACCAAAUAAGGGAACGUGUAGCCUACUCUUCCCUAUGACCAAUAAUUAUUUAUUAUACAAGGUUCCAUACUUUGGACGAGUAUGGUCUUUUUUUUUACAUUAUUGUGCAAGAGCCUUUAAACAACUUUAAAGGUUUGUGUUUUCUCUGUUUAUAAAAAGUUUCUAAGGUUUUCUAAUAACCUCCGAUUUAGAAAACCUGUCAUCGCAAGGAAAAACGUUCGAUACACAAGUCGCUGCCACACAGCGGGAAUAAGGACAAAAGCAUCUGUACCAACAACACAGGCGGUGUUGCUGCCACACUUCAAAGCGAAAUAACCUGUUAAAUGUGUCAAUGACUUCCAUACAUAUUCUGCUUUGGCUAAGUGAACAGACAUCCUGAGCAAGAACCAACGAAAACUAAUUUGAACUAUUAUGCAUACAUAGUUCAUUUGUAACUGUUUAAGUUAAAGACUCCCUUGAACCACUAGGCUAUUUAUUUUAUAAAGGAAGAAUAACUUUUGUCUGAAGCUCUCCAACCUCUGGUUUCCUCUACACCACGUGUGUUUUUGCUGAGCUUACUGCACAUUUCGUGUUUCUUGACAAGCAAAGCACUACACACGAAGCUGGAGUUACCAUACCAUUGUUCUGUUUUGAAGAGCGGACCCCUUUGUCUUCCACAGCCAAGAUGAGUGUGAACAUCUCCUCGCCCGCCGCGGCACCUACUCGUCCCCUGCGGCUGAAGCGGCUGGAGCUGGACGACCCGCAGGAUGACACGGAAGCGCUGAAAUGCAAGCGWCCCCGGCUGAGCCUUCCACCCUCGUCCCCUGGCCUGGCCCCCUGCCUGAGGCCCCUGAGCCACAGCCCAGACUCCGACCAGCACUGUGUGUCCUGCAUUGGGCCCUACGUCCUGCUAGAACCCACAGAGGGGACAGAGACCUACAGGGCCUUCCACAGGGUUACGGAGCAGGAGUACACCUGCAAGGUGUUCUCUAUGAGGCGGUACCAGGAGUUCAUCGCCCCCUACGUCCGCCUGCUGCCCCACGACAACAUCUGCCGCAUCGCCGAGGUGAUAACAGGCGAGCACAGCGUCUUUGUCUUCUUUCAGCGCAACUACGGCGACAUGCACUCGUACGUGCGCACAUGCAAGCGGCUCCAGGAGGAGGAGGCGGUGCUUCUCUUCCGCCAGAUGGCGGUGGCGGUGGCACACUGUCAUGAGCAUGGGGUGGUCCUGCGCGACCUCAAGCUGCGCAAGUUUGUCUUCGUAGACCAGCAGAGGACCAAGCUUGUUCUUCAGAACCUGGAAGACUCCUGUCUGCUCCACGGGGACGACGACUCUCUUACGGACAAGCACGGCUGCCCGGCCUACGUGGGCCCCGAGAUCCUCAACUCACACCACUCGUACUCAGGGAAGGCUGCUGAUGUCUGGAGCAUGGGCGUGGUGCUGUACACCAUGCUGGUGGGUCGCUACCCGUUCCAGGAUGUGGAACCUGCCGCUCUCUUUAGUAAGAUCCGCCGGGGGACCUUCACAGUGCCAGAGUCGCUCUCGGUGCGGGCUAAGUCGCUGGUGUGCUGCAUGCUGCGUAAAGCACCCUUGGAGAGACUGGAGGCCUCAGAAUUGCUGCUCCACCCGUGGCUGAACUGUUCCAAUAACACAACACCUCCCAACAUGCACCUCAACCCCAGGAACUGCACUGACCAAGUGGUCCCCAACUACACAGAAGAUACUAAGGACACAGGCUGUUUCUAGAAUAAA